Molecule: messenger RNA, 594 nt
Organism: Vairimorpha ceranae
Lineage: Eukaryota; Fungi; Microsporidia; Nosematidae
Product: preprotein translocase subunit sec62
Exons: 1
Coding region: 1-594 (197 amino acids)
Biological process (GO): post-translational protein targeting to membrane, translocation
Cellular component (GO): endoplasmic reticulum membrane; endoplasmic reticulum
Source: RefSeq, a predicted model, not a curated record
AUGGAAAAUUUAUUUCGUAAGCACGAAAAAAAACUUAGAAAAGUCAAUUCACAAGAAAAAAUACUUAAAUCGGUUAAAAGAGUAAAUGUUUUUAAGGGUGCAGAUUUUAUAAAAAUUCUUGAAUCUUUAGAAUUCUCAAAAGAUACCAUAAAAGAGUUUAUAAUCUAUUUACUGGUAAACAGUAUUAUUCUUAAAGUACAAGUAAAUGAUAAAAAUAAGAACUGUGAUCUUUUACUUGAUUAUAGGUAUUCAGAAAAAGAUUAUUAUAUCUGGAGUGAAGAGAAAUCUAGUCAUUUUAGUCUUUUAAUUGUUUUUGGUAUUAUUUUUCUUGGGCUUGCACUUGGAAUGUUCCAAAUGUGGCCUUCUAAUUUAAAAUUUUUGGCAUCUUAUGCUUCAUAUCUCUGUGGUGCGUUUAUAGCUUUCUUAUUACUUCUUGGUGUUAUACGUCUUAUAAUAUUUUCUAUUACUUAUUUUACACAUUCACCUGGAAUUUGGUUGUUUCCCAAUUUAUUUGCUGAUUGCGGAUUUGUAGACAGUUUUAUACCACUUUGGUGCUAUCAUGGAGAGAACGUUAAAAAGGAAAAAUUCGAAUAA